AUCUCAAUAUAAUCUUGGUCCCUACUUGUGUAAGUAAGCAUCCAAGUCCAACUCAAAGUGAAAGAGAGAAGAAAAAGCAAGAGUGUUUGUGUGAGUUAUGUUGGAGAUGGAAUAUAAUGGUCAUGAUUUCUUGGAAGAGUUGUUAACUUUCAGAAGUGAGCCUUGGGAAUCAAUAACCAAUCUCAUUCCAACCCAACCUCAUGAGUUCUACAAUUUUACUAAUGCCUAUUGCAAUGUUCCUACUUUACCUGAAACCCCUUUAUCCAACAUUCCUCAGACUUAUUGUUUUGAGGACUUACCUGCAUUACCAUUUGAUCAGUAUCAACCAAGUUUCAACUUUUCCAGUUAUUUUGGGGAGUUUUGUGUGCCUUUUGGAGAUGAUCAGGCUAUAUCAGCUCCUGAGCACACUGAUUCUUCUAACAACAUGCUUGAUACACCUGAUCCGUUCUUGCCUUGUCAAGAAGAGUAUUCGGUUAUCGAGGAUUUUGAAGUGCAGGCAGCUGCUGAGGCUUGCAAGAUGGAGCCUUUUCAGUCCCCUGAAGUCCCUGGUUUUAACAUGGGUGCUGGCAUGGAAAAAAGGAGCAAGGUCAAGAAAUUGGAUGGACAGCCUUCCAAGAAUCUCAUGGCUGAAAGACGGCGAAGAAAGCGGCUUAAUGACAGGCUUUCCAUGCUUAGAUCUGUUGUUCCUAAGAUCAGCAAGAUGGAUAGGACAUCAAUCCUUGGAGACACAAUAGAUUACAUGAAGGAGCUUCUUGAAAGAAUUAAUAAAAUGCAAGAAGGGAAUGAAAGUGACUCAAAUGACCAUCAUCACCCAAGCUUAACAAGCCUAUUUAAAGAUGUAAAGCCUAAUGAGGUUCUUGUCAGAAACUCACCAAAGUUUAAUGUGGAGAGAAAUGACAUGGAUACUAGAAUCGAAAUGUGCUGUGCUACUAAGCCAGGGUUGUUGCUCUCAACUGUGAGUACACUAGAAGCAUUAGGCCUUGAGAUUCAACACUGUGUUAUUAGCUGCUUCAAUGAGUUUGGAAUGACUGCUUCUUGCUCAGAGGAAAUGGAGCAAAGAGGAAGCAUGAGUUCAGAAGAGAUAAAGCAAGCAUUAUUUAAGAAUGCUGGAUACGGUGGAAGGUGCUUGUAGAACAUAACAAGGAUUUCGUAACCAGUGCACAAGUCUCCUCGUUAUUUUGGCAUCACCCUGGAUUAGGUCCGGACCUUAUAAUAUUUUUGGGUCACGAGAUGAGAUAAGAUGAGAGAGAAAUAAAAGGGAAUUCCAGCCAAGUGGUGAAAUUUCAAAAAAUGGAAUUAUUACUGUCUUGCUUUUUCUGGAAAAUCAGUAUCUACAGGAUAAGGGCAGUAAAAGUGAGACUGCCAUGGUCUUCUAAAUUCUUGUCAUGGAAAAAGGCUCAACUUUUUCCAAGUAAGAAAUCAUUUGUAUGCUUCGUAAAAUUUGUAAUGAUUUGUUCUAAUGGGAUGUCAUCCAUUGAUUAUU
This is a messenger RNA of Daucus carota subsp. sativus, 1483 nucleotides long. RefSeq names its product transcription factor bHLH93. Gene Ontology annotation, molecular function: protein dimerization activity; DNA-binding transcription factor activity; sequence-specific DNA binding. The record is from RefSeq and is a predicted model, not a curated record. Gene Ontology annotation, cellular component: nucleus. Bases 98 to 1132 code for a protein of 344 amino acids. Lineage: Eukaryota; Viridiplantae; Streptophyta; Magnoliopsida; Apiales; Apiaceae. Gene Ontology annotation, biological process: regulation of DNA-templated transcription. The transcript has 4 exons.